AUCGGAUUGCGCGAUUCAGUUGUUCCUCGUCGAUCGCGGCCUGCGGAAGUGUUCACUUCACUAUCGUGCCCAACAGGCUUCUACCGCUGAUUCUGACCCUUGAGUCUUCUAUUCACAUAGUAGUAGUGACUAUAAUUGGAGUCGCGAGCGGAUAAAUGGAGAUCCGAGUGGGUGUGGGCGAUCUGCUGAAAAUGGGCACCAAGCUCAUUGGCCACAAGAUCGUCCAGUAUCGCCUAGGCACAAAGCAGACGAAGGUGGUCUGCACCAGGGAUGGACAGGUGCGCGGACAUCGCCGAAGGACACUCUACGACGAGGAGUUGUACUUCGCCUUCGAAGGAAUCCCCUUCGCACAGCCGCCGGUGGGGGAGCUGCGCUUCCGAGCCCCCCAGCCAGCACGCCCCUGGUUGGGAAUACGGGACUGCACCUACCCGAGGGCCAAGCCGAUGCAAAAACACUUCGUGCUCAGCAUCGUCGAAGGCAGCGAGGAUUGCCUGUACCUAAACGUAUACACCAAGCGUCUGAAGUCGGACAAACCGCUGCCAGUGAUCGUGUGGAUCUAUGGCGGUGGAUUCCAGAUCGGCGAGGCUGGUCGCGAUUUCUAUAGUCCAGACUACUUCAUGCAGCACGACGUCGUGGUUGUCACAUUUAAUUACAGGGUGGGCGCAUUAGGCUUCCUCAGCCUCCAAGAUCGUGACUUGGAUGUGCCCGGAAAUGCUGGUCUUAAGGACCAAGUGAUGGCCCUUCGCUGGAUCAGUCAGAACAUAGCCCAAUUCAAUGGAGACCCCCAAAAUAUAACGCUGAUGGGCGAGAGUGCGGGAGCAGCCUCCGUUCACGCGAUGAUGACCACUGAGCAAACAAGAGGGCUCUUCCACAAGGCCAUCAUGCAAUCGGGAUCCAUGUUCUGCGAGUGGGCCAGUGAGCCAAGUGGCAGGUGGGCACACCGCCUGGCCUGCCAACUAGGAUACUCGGGCAGUGAGAACGAGAAGGAAGUGUUUCGCUUCCUUCAAAAAGCCCCCGCCUCCGAAAUGGCCGCACAGGGGAUUACUCUCGUCUCGCAAGAGGAACGACGGGAGUACGUCCUGUUUCCGUUUACUCCCGUUGUGGAACCAUAUAUCACCAGGGAUUGCGUAUUGCCCCGUUGCCAUAGGGAUAUGCUGCCGGGGGCUUGGGGAAAUGACCUGCCGCUGAUCCUGGGGGGCAACUCCUUCGAAGGCCUCUUCGCCUACCAGAGUACCCUGCACGACGAGGAACACAUGCUAAGUGCCUUUGAGGUGCUAAUUCCUCGGGAGAUCAGGGAAAAGAGUAGCCAGUCUCAUCUCAAGGAUUUGCUACGUCAGUUCAAGGUGGAUAAUUUCGAGGAUGCAACUCGUGGGAGAAUGGAGUUCAAUGAGUGCCUCCAUAUACUGUCCGUUAAACACUUUUGGCACGGCAUCCAUCGCACUGUAUUGGCCCGCCUCAGCCACGCCCCCACUACGCCCACAUAUCUGUACAGAUUCGAUGUAGACUCACCCCACUUUAAUCACUUCAGGCAGGUGAUGUGCGGAAAACACGUUCGCGGAGUCAGCCAUGCCGACGAUAUUUCCUACCUUUUCUACCACAUUUUGGCCAACAAGGUGGAGAAGUCUUCGAUAGAGUACCAAACCAUACAGAGACUGGUCGGCAUGUGGGUGGCAUUCGCCCGGAACGACAAUCCCAACUGUCCACAGAUCGCCCCAACCACAUGGGAAGCGCUAGAUGAGCAAGGUCCGCAGAUGUGUCUCAAUAUUGGAAAACAACUGGAGUUCAUUGUGCUGCCGGAGUCAAAGCAAAAUAGGAUUUGGGAUAGACUAUACGAUAAGCGCGACCUUUUGUUCUGGGCCAACCGGAACGCCCAAUUGUUAUCCGGACUCUCCAUCCACUCGCUGAGAGCACAUCCCGACUGCAUGAUGGCCUUGUGGAAGAGACCACGUGUUUGCUCCGUGGUCAUCAUCACGUGGACAGAAGCAGAUCCCGCACUUUCUCCCAUCAAAACACAGUGCCACAAAAAGCUAGCAAAGCAAACUGAAAAUCAGCUGUCUCGAAAUUCUUUGUUUUUAUUUCAUUUUUUGCGCGAUAAAAGGGCUUUAAAUGCUUUUCCACUGCAAGAUAAAAAGUUACGAGCGCGAAGCCAGCAUUUAGCAGUCGAACAUGAAGAGGUGAACACGACCAGCGGACCGGUGCGCGGAAAACUGUGCUCAGGUCUCUACGGCGAUGAGUACGUCAGCUUCGAGCGGAUUCCGUACGCGCAGCCGCCGGUAGGCCGGCUACGGUUCAUGGCCCCCCUGCCCGUGGAACCCUGGAGCCAGCCUCUGGAUUGCACCCAGUCCGGCCAGAAGCCGCUCCAAUUCAACCACUACUCCAAGCAGCUGGAGGGCGUCGAGGACUGCCUGUAUCUGAAUGUCUACGCGAAGGAGCUCGACUCUCCAACUCCACUACCGCUGAUUGUGUUCUUUUUUGGAGGUGGUUUCGAAAAGGGCGAUCCCACCAAGGAGCUGCAUAGUCCUGACUACUUCAUGAUGCGCGAUGUGGUCGUAGUCACAGUUAGCUAUCGCGUGGGUCCACUGGGAUUUCUGAGCCUGAACGAUCCUGCCGUUGGAGUGCCCGGAAAUGCAGGUCUGAAGGAUCAGCUGCUGGCAAUGCAAUGGAUCAAAGAAAACGCAGAAAGAUUUAAUGGCGACCCCAAAAACGUGACCGCUUUUGGUGAGAGCGCCGGAGCAGCUUCAGUGCAUUACCUAAUGCUGAAUCCCAGGGCUGAGGGUCUGUUCCAGAAGGCCAUUUUGCAAUCGGGCAAUGUGCUUUGCUCCUGGGCCCUCUGUUCUAUCAAAAAUCUGCCCCAUCGGUUAGCGGUCAACCUGGGAAUGGAAAGUGCCGAGCAUGUAACCGACGCCAUGGUUUUGGACUUCCUGCAGAAAUUACCGGGAGAGAAACUCGUUCGACCAUACCUACUCAGCGCAGAGGAGCACCUGGACGACUGCGUCUUUCAGUUUGGACCAGUGGUGGAGCCAUAUAAAACGGAGCACUGCGCGCUGCCUAGACAUCCGCAGGAACUGCUGGACAAGGCCUGGGGAAACAGGAUUCCGGUGCUGAUGAGCGGCACUUCUUUCGAGGGUUUGCUGAUGUACGCCCGAGUCCAAAUGGCUCCGUACUUGCUCACCAGCCUGAAAAAGGAACCAGAGCACAUGCUCCCACUGGAUGUGAAGCGGAAUCUACCCCAGGCGCUGGCUCGACAUCUGGGCCAGCGACUUCAGGAGACUCAUUUCGGCGGCAGCGACCCUUCUUCCAUGUCGCCAGACUCCUUAAAAGCGUACUGCGAGUACGCCAGCUAUAAAGUGUUUUGGCAUCCCAUUCUAAAAACGCUGAGAUCCCGUGUAAAGAGUGCUUCCAGUGCAUCCACAUACCUUUACCGGUUCGACUUUGACUCCCCGACGUUCAAUCACCAGCGAUUGAAGUACUGCGGGGAUAAGUUGCGGGGCGUGGCCCACGUGGAUGAUCACUCGUACCUGUGGUAUGGAGACUUCUCCUGGAAGCUGGACAAGCACACACCCGAGUUCCUCACAAUCGAAAGGAUGAUUGAUAUGUUGACAAGCUUCGCGAGGACAUCGAAUCCUAACUGCAAGCUCAUCCAGGAUCAGCUUUCUCGAGCCAAAGAAUGGAAGCCACUAAACAGCCAAUCCGCUUUGGAGUGCCUCAACAUCUCUGAGAACAUUAAGUUAAUGGAGCUGCCGGAGCUGCAGAAGCUGAGGGUCUGGGAAAGUGUCUGCCAAUCAACGGACUAGUCAAGUGUAUUAAAUGUCCUCCUUAACAAAAUUUGUAUCUUAAAUCAAACAAUUGACUUAACAAUUAAUAACGACGCCGAGUAUCUAAAAUAAAAAUUUUAGUUGGAAGUAUAUUGUAUAAAGAA
Molecule: messenger RNA, 3919 nt
Organism: Drosophila yakuba
Lineage: Eukaryota; Metazoa; Arthropoda; Insecta; Diptera; Drosophilidae
Exons: 8
Coding region: 156-3794 (1212 amino acids)
Source: RefSeq, a predicted model, not a curated record